Knipowitschia caucasica is the source of this 1158-nucleotide messenger RNA. The record is from the annotation of a GenBank genome assembly. Lineage: Eukaryota; Metazoa; Chordata; Actinopteri; Gobiiformes; Gobiidae.
AUGUCGUCUCUGGACAUCCGCGCUCACCCUGGAGCCACACAGAACCAGAGCCGGAUGGGGAAAGCGACUGUGGGGUCAAGGAGAGCUGCUCUGGGGGAACUCACUAACUUCAACCCUGCAGCUGUCAAUACAAAGAGGGGAGCCUCCAAGACACAAGCCUGUCUCAAGAUUAGGCUCCCAGAGAAGCAAGCAGAGGUCCUGGUCCCCAUGUCCCUUGGGGUCCCAGCCCCUGAGUGCCUCUUGCAGCAGGAUGUCUCUAUGCAGGAGGAGACUGCACUGUGCCAGGCCUUCUCUGAGGCCCUGCUCACAGUGGAGGAUGUGGAUGAAGAAGACUGUGAUCUUCCUCAGCUCUGCUCACACUACGUAAAAGACAUCUACAGAUAUCUGCACGAGCUGGAGCGGCAGCAGCCUGUGCGGCCGCACUACAUGCAGGGCUAUGAGAUCACAGGCCGCAUGAGGGCGCUGCUGGUGGACUGGCUAGUCCAGGUGCACUCCAGGUUCCAGCUGCUGCAGGAGACUCUGUAUCUGACUGUGGCUGUGCUGGAUCGCUUCCUGCAGGUUCAGCCCGUAUCCCGUAGGAAGCUGCAGCUGGUGGGGGUGACGGCCAUGCUGGUGGCCUGUAAAUUUGAGGAGAUGUUUGCUCCGGAGGUGGGAGACUUUGCUUACAUCACUGACAACGCCUUCAGCAAAGUCCAAAUCCUGGAGAUGGAGCGGGUUGUGCUACGAAGCAUUAAGUUCCAGCUGGGACGACCUCUGCCCCUGCACUUCCUCCGGAGGGCAUCCAAAGUGGGCAGUUCUGAUGUGCAGAGACACACUCUGGCCAAAUACAUGAUGGAGCUGACACUGCUGGACUAUGACAUGGUUCACUUUCACCCAUCUGAGAUCGCAGCUGCAGCUCUGUGCCUAUCCCAGCUGUUGCUCCAUGGCCUGCCCUGGUCUCCCACUCAGCAGCACUACUCCACUUAUGACGAGGCUCACCUGAAGCCCAUCAUGCAGCACAUGGCCAAAAAUGUGGUGCUGCUCCAUGACGGCAAGACUAAGUUCACCGCCGUGAAGAACAAGUACAGCAGCAGCAAACUGAUGAAGAUCUCCAUGGUCCCUGAGCUCAGCUCUCCCCUCAUCAGGAGCCUGGCAGCAGCUGUGGGAGAGGUUCCCUGA